Messenger RNA from Boleophthalmus pectinirostris (great blue-spotted mudskipper), 599 nucleotides. Its product is annotated as cocaine- and amphetamine-regulated transcript protein-like. The record is from RefSeq and is a predicted model, not a curated record. The coding region runs from base 206 to 529 and encodes 107 amino acids. Gene Ontology annotation, molecular function: neuropeptide hormone activity. Gene Ontology annotation, biological process: cellular response to starvation; G protein-coupled receptor signaling pathway; positive regulation of MAPK cascade. The transcript has 4 exons. Lineage: Eukaryota; Metazoa; Chordata; Actinopteri; Gobiiformes; Gobiidae.
UCAUAUUGAACGGGGCCAUCAAUCGGACCACAUAUUGUCGAUCUUUAGGGAGUUUGAGUUUUGGGAUUUUCGCUGGAUCAAAAUCUGGAGGAUAGUAUUUCUGAGGAGAAAAACAGCGAAGUUGAUACAAUAUAAUAUGAGCCUAAUCUACAUUUAACCAUUCAAACAGUAAUUAUAAAGAGAAAGUGAGCAAUGGGGAAGCACCAUGGUCAGCGCCACGACUCUCCUCCUCGCGGCCACCUGCUGCUGCUCGUACCUGUGGCUCGUGCGCACAGAGGACUCGUCUCUAGAAACGCGCUCCUUGGACUACACGAUAAAAGCUCAACAAGAGAAAGACUUGAUCGAUGCUUUACAAGAAGUUUUGGAGAAGCUGCGGAGCAAAGAAAUGCCAUCGGAGAAAAAACUUGGUUGGCUGCCAUCAUGUGACGCUGGGGAGCCAUGCGCUGUGCGUAAAGGCGCACGGAUUGGCACACUGUGCAGCUGCCCGCGGGGUACUGCGUGUAACUUCUAUGUUCUCAAAUGUUUGUGAUGAAAAGGAUAAGUCAUAUUCACAUUUAUUUGUUAAGAAAAAGAUGAGGUUACUUCAUUUUUGUGAGACA